This is a messenger RNA of Porites evermanni, 4546 nucleotides long. The record is from the annotation of a GenBank genome assembly. NCBI's taxonomy places the organism in Eukaryota, Metazoa, Cnidaria, Anthozoa, Scleractinia, Poritidae.
AUGAUAUUCGGCCUUGCCAUCACUGCCCUUGCUUUCGUAGUGAUUUUGAUAUCGUGGAUUUACAAAAGAUUUUUCGAGGUAAGUUUUUUUUUUUCCUCAAAAUCGGUUUUUCCGAAGAGCAAAGCCGACGGUGUCCGAUUCUUCACACUCGCUUGAUUGUAAAUGAACUCUUGACCUACGCAAAAUACAGGCUAUUUUUCAGCGUAAGUUUUAAUGUGUUAUGCGUGAAUCAUGUUUACCAGUAUCUUAUAUGUCUUUCUAUUGAAAUUUGUGGUCACUAACAUUCUCAAAACGUAUUGCUUUUCCUCCAGUAAUCCGUUGUCAAUGCACGUUGAAAAAAAAAACUGAACAACUUACGUUUUGGAAUGUAGAGACAAAGGACAGCAACUUCUUGACAUCAGCCUGUCGUUGUUUCAUAGAGGACAUAGGGAGGCUUCCUAGGACAUCGGAAACAGCGAAAAGAGUUCAGUCGUCAACCUUCUGUUUUAGUCUGUUUCAUUUUCUUUAAUUCGGACCCUCUUCAAGUUUAAUUUUUGCAGAAGGAAAAACUAAACCGUGAAAGAAAUAAUCACUGACUUUAAUCUGUGAUCGCUUAUAUUAUAGAUUUACUUCUGGCAAAAUGAUUCUGGGGAAAUUAUCGCAGGAACUGAUUUCAGGACCUUUUCACCAACACUUAUAGCAUUCAAAGAUGAAAGCUUGAAGAAAUUUGGAAUGUACUUGCUCCGAUUUUUGCCCGGGCCUCCAAACCUGUAAGUAUUAUUAAAAAGUUCACAUUAUGUAAAGAUCAUAUGUGUAAUAUUUUCGACUUGGAUGUUUUUUUUUUUGUUUUUGUUUUUUAAUUUCGACUUUUCAUCAAAUUUCCUAAAUUCAAUACUUGCACAUUGAGAUUUUUGUUUCGGCAGUGUCACGAAGCGUGACACUUUUUGUCUUUUCAGUAGUUUGGGGGGAAAAAUUGUCCCUGGCCUUCACUCAUUUACAUGUCAUCUAAGUAGACUCCACUAUUGGCAGAUUUUGUUUGACGAGUGGUUUGGCCAACAUAUUUAGCUGUACUUGCUAGUUUACUUCAUUGGCAACAUCGUUGCGUGAUUGUAUUAAAGCGUGUCCGGUAUUUUCAGUUGUUUUGCCUCAAGUUCUAUUCAUGUACCUAUAUUCUGUUAUUUAUUUAUUUAUUUCUAGCAUUACUGCUUCGUUAGAUCCAAAUAUGUGUUAAUUUUUCUCUUGACCACAGCAUCAUAACAGAUCCACAAAUCGCUGUGAAAUUUAUGGCAAAACAGCAUAAGUAUAAGCGUUUAAAAGACUUCAGAUUGGGAAGUGUGUUUCGCCAGCUGUUUGGUCACGCAGCCGGGACGGCAAGUGGUGAUGCCCAUAAGCGGAUACGGAGUGCAUUUGAUCCGUGUUACAGCACAGAGAGUGUGGCACAGGCAGUGGAUAUGAUGGAACAGGAAUGUAGACAGUAUUUAAAUCAGAUGGUUCAAGAUAAACAGGUAUUAAUUUAAUGUUUCUGGUGCUUCAUAACCCGCCGGGGGAUUACUGCGUUUAAUAUAUGCUGAUGGGGUGUGCCAUUGGAUGGGGUUGUAUUUACACCAAUGGAUUGACUACAAUGAGGUUGCUUUUAGAGUUUCUAGAAGGUGGUAGCACAUUUUCGGGAUUUUGGUGGAUGAGAACAUCUCCUGGUAAAUAGGGGUUUAGAAAUGGAAAGAUUCGCGCUUUAAUAGUUGUUACCGCGACAAAAGAAAGUGACUUACUUGGGGUUCGAUUAUUCUAAAAAAUUCCUUGAAAACUGCGUUUUCCUAAAAGUGACUAAGAUGGAGUUUACAAUUAGCCAGCGACACAUAUCGAUCAUGAAUUGACCCAAGUAUCCCCACCAUUUAAAGAAAAGCAACUUACUUUGCUGUAUUGCCAGCCUUGUAUUUAGUUUUGUUUACUGAAUUCCCACUUCAAGUUUUGUCUGGUAUUAGCAUCUCUACAUUUGAGAUCCGGCAAGAAAGAACCAGUCGGUUUUAUUUACGCUCUGAGUGGACCUCUGCAUUCAAGGGUAUUUAUUUUAACGUACUUUCGUCACCGGAUUUCGGUUCGAUGAAACCAACGUUUCCCAAAUGCCAUUACUCAAAAGUCACCCAAUUUCCAGGGUUUGUUCCCGAAUCUCACGCCUUUUUGCUCUAAAAAAUCGAAUCCUGACCUUCUAAAGGUUUCAAUAAUCUGGUUCCUUAUUGAAUACCAUUUGGGGGUUGGGGGCAAUGGACGGUCACGGAAAAAGCAGCAAACGGAGCUUCCGGCUUGUGUUAUUGUUGUUUAAAGCUCUAUUUAACAAAUAAAGCUCAAGGGGAACCACGAGCCGCAGGCGAGUGGUUUCUAUGGUUUAUAAGAGUGUAGACCGUGGAAAAUUUUGGUAGGUUUGUUUUUUACAAUAACAUUUUUUUUUUCGAAAAACCAAAAACAAAACAACCGGCCCUGCGUGAAAUGUUACGUCAUUUCCAGGUUCUAUACUCUCAUAAACCAUAGCUCUCGACCAAUCAACGCGCGAGGAUUCGUUCAGUUAUUGUAAAAAGAGUGUUUGUACUCAUCUCUGCAUGAUAUGCGUUGCGGGAUUAGAGAGCAUUAGAGAGAUAAAGCAUCACCCAACCUUAAAGGGCAUACGCAAGAGGCGGAGAUGGGAAAGAUGACCACAUGACCAUCUUUCCCGCCUUGUUUGCCUUCGCCAUUUGCAGUCAUGUUACAACGUAACAGUAAGCGUUUUUUCACGAAUAAAAUACGGAAGCAAAGACUCUCUUUAUUAUGUCGACAGUGUAGGGAAAACUUAGGAAAUAACGCACUGCCUCAUACCCUUUUUUCAGAUCAAAAAUCCAAUGGGAUAACCACCAGAUCAACACAUGCUCCCUAGCACCUGUCAAUUGUAAUAUGAAUAAGUCAGCAACUGGUCAGUCUCCUUUUUUUUGCCAUCAUGCAACACUCCUCCCCUAAAAAAGAAGACUACCAUCCCGGUGGGGGCGGGGGCACUCUACAACGUUUUAUACAGGGAGGCUGCGCCCGAGGUUCCACCGGUCUUACCCGUUCAUAUACCAUUUUUGGCACGACUACCACAAAUUCAGCUUGUGAUAUCCGUGGCUUGUUUCGCCAUUUCAGGGUUUCAUAAGAAUGGCUGAUCUGAUUCAACUGACGUUUAAAAUACUAAUGAAGUUCACAUACGGAAGAGACAUGACUGCAGACGAGCUUCAGGAGUUACUCGAUCUCAGAGCUUUGGUGGAAUCACUUAUCGGAGAUACUUUCUCAAACCCUUUUGUCAAGUUUCCGCUUUAUAAAUACAUGCCUACAAGCACUAACAGCAAACUGGCGCAAUUUGAAAAGCGGUGGCUGCAAUUCAAUAAGCGGUAAGAAGGGUUCAUUUUACGUUAGUUAACGCAAACAAGAUAGUUAUGUCAGAAGCAAAGGAAGAGUGAGAAGUCUGCUUCUCCGUUUCCAUUUUGAUUUUGUAGUUCGUUUUUAUACCCUUUUUAUAGCACGGCCUUGACCAUUUCAACCAAUAGGAAGUGUUUUCGUUGUGAAAAUUUUAAUUUCUCUUUUCUACUUUCGUUUCUUGACUUAGCUUUGAGGAGCGUUUUGCCGAAGGAAAACUUCGAGACACAAGCUGUGUAUUUUAUAAGCUCCAGCAAACUCUUGGAAAAAAUCCGGGGGCACUGUCAGAAGAUGAGGUAAUGUUGGGGGUUUAGACGAAAAGUUUUGUGUUGGCUGGUUGACCAAACUUAUCUGUAUAUUAAUAUUAUUUUGUAAUUUCACGUUCGGGUAACGAAAUGCAAGUGGAAUCUGGGAUAACUUUGUAUGAUGUAAUAUCUUUUUCAGUUAGUUCCUAUUCGUUAGUAGUUCUCAAGAACUUUUUAAAAUAUGAAAUACGUGUAUGUGAUGGUUUGGUAUUUCUUUAAAACCCUCAUACAUAUUUAACCAAAGCAGACCCUAUGAGUACAUACAGUUGAUCCGUUUUGUGAAAAAUUGUUCCACUGCGCUACCUACAGAAUAAGUGCGUGUUUUUAGCAUUCCAUAACCAGGCUAGCAAUGGGCUAACUUUUCACGAUUUGUUCUUCCCUUGAGAGAGUCCCUUGAUUCUAGGGUAUAGUAUGAGAAUAGGUCACUGAGAAUACUAAGUUUUAAUUUUAGUUGAGUUUUUACCAAAAAAUGUGAAACUCAACCUGACAACGCCCUUUUAAAAGCGAACUUUUUUGAAGUAGUUUGGCCUUUUAGGACUUAACUAGUUACCUAAUAGACAUGUUUCUUUUGAACUUUCUGAGUUGUAGACGUUUCACAUCCAGCGAUUCAACACAAUUCCUUUAGGGCGUUAGUUACAUGUAAAAAGCAGCACUUCUUGCCGUGAUUCAAAUUUUACUAAAAGACUGUUUUUUGUGUCUAGUUUCAAGAAACCCUGGAGGAAGCUUCCCUUGCUAAUGUAGAUAUCACAUGCGGAGCUGUGGCCUGGCUUCUAUUCCAUGUAGCACUCCAUAAAGAUGUACAGAAAAAUCUUACAGCUGAAGUCAAGAAUUCCAUUUCAAGCGGAGUA